UUUCAGUCUUGAUCUUGACGUGGUGCAUUAUUUCCGCCUUUCUUUAAAAUGUGGGAAAUUGGUGACAGGUUUUUGUGAUUUCAUCCAUUUCCUGUCCUUGGCUUUAUGCUUUUUUUGUAGUCAUGACAACUGCAUAAGUACUACUUCAUUGGCAGCUGCAUGAACUGAGAAGGAGGAGUGAUCAGGGGGAGAUUGAGUAAAGGCAGUAGCAGAUAGAGAUCAUCUUAGAAUAAAGACAGACUCUCUGCACCAGAAAAAUGGGCUCUGAUAACAUCACUUCCACUACACCUCAACCAGAUGAGUCUGGUGGGGUUUCGAGAAAUCUACACAUCGUGUCCCUGUUCGUCUACAGCGUGGUGCUCGUGUUUGGGAUUCUGGGGAACGGUGCAGUCAUCUACGUGACGGGCUGCAGGAUGAAGAGAACCGUCAACUCAGUCUGGUUUCUCAACCUGGCUCUGGCUGACUUCCUCUUCACAGCCUUCCUGAUUUUUGCGAUAAUGUCUGUCUCUCAAGAGCACCAAUGGCAGUUUGGAGAAUUCAUGUGCAAGCUCAACGGCUUCGUGGCUGUAGUCAACAUGUUUGCAAGUAUCUUUCUGCUGACAGUCAUAAGUCUGGACCGGUGCCUGUCGACCUGGGUGGUGGUGUGGGCACAAAACAAGCGCACCGUUUGCAAAGCACAGGUCACAUGCGCCGUCGUGUGGAUGACUGCUGUUGUCUGCAGCAUCCCUUAUGCCCACUUUCGGGGGCUUGUGGUCAUAGAGGGCAAUAUGUACUGUGGUUAUCCUGGAAACAUUACUCAUGAACAAAAAUAUUUUUUCGACAUCUUCCGCUUUGUCGUGGGCUUCCUCAUCCCUUUCUUUGUAAUACUGGUCUCUUAUGUUGCAAUAGGGGUUCGUGUAAGCCGUUUGCAGAGGAACGGGAGAAAUAGAUCUCGCCGAAUAAUUUUCUCUAUUGUUGUUGCAUUUUUCCUCUGCUGGUUGCCCUUUCACAUUUUCAGUUUAAUUCAGUUGUACACCACUAACCAAAAUGUUCGCAAUACAGCCCGUAUUGUGGGUCCUCUGCUUGUGGCCCUAGCUUAUUUGAACAGCUGCCUGAAUCCGAUUCUCUAUGUUUUCAUGUGUGAGGAAUUCCAAAAGAAGCUCAAGUCGUCCAUCUGCUUGGUCCUAGAGAGCGCCUUGGCAGAAGACCACUUGUCAAUUAUGUCGCCUCGCAGCUUGUCGUCACAAUUUUCUCGGAUAACCCUGAGGUCCAACUCCACUGCACCCACAGAGACGAAAGGCACUGCCACUUCCUUGAACUUUGAAGAAAGCAAGAUGGUCAUCACUGUGGAGAGAGACGAUGAGACUGAAUAAGGUCUGCAGAGCCACUUCUGUAACACAGAAAUCCCAGAGGAGAGAGACAGUGAGCAACAGUGAGGACUGUAGCUCAGGAGAUGUAAUCAUCACACAAGCCUUAGCUUUGAUGAUUGAGCUGUACAAAUUUCACAGUAAUUAAAAUGUUAUUUUUGGAUAUGUUCUUCCUUCUAUAUCUCCCCUAAACACACUACUCACCAGACAGUGUUUAACCUGAAGGGAGUAAAUAUGUUUCACUGGAACGUAUACUCUGCAAAUCAGACCAUUCCCAGAAUCCCAGAAACCCACUGCAAAAGGAAAUAUCAUUUCAAAACAAGGAAAUGUAAAUUAAUGUCACGGUUUGGUUCUGCUUCCUGUUUUAUUUUGUAGUUUCAUGUCUCUUGUGUCCCUGGGUUAGCUUCACUUCCUGCCUUGUCCUGUGAUUUCCUGAUUGUUUCCAUCUGUGUCCAAUCACCUGCACCUCCCUAGUGUAUUUAAGCCCUGUGAACCCUGACAAAUAAAAUAAC
This is a messenger RNA of Pungitius pungitius (ninespine stickleback), 1858 nucleotides long. Its product is annotated as C3a anaphylatoxin chemotactic receptor-like. NCBI's taxonomy places the organism in Eukaryota, Metazoa, Chordata, Actinopteri, Perciformes, Gasterosteidae. The coding region runs from base 258 to 1352 and encodes 364 amino acids. Gene Ontology annotation, molecular function: complement receptor activity; G protein-coupled receptor activity. The record is from RefSeq and is a predicted model, not a curated record. The transcript has 2 exons. Gene Ontology annotation, biological process: positive regulation of cytosolic calcium ion concentration; complement receptor mediated signaling pathway; phospholipase C-activating G protein-coupled receptor signaling pathway. Gene Ontology annotation, cellular component: plasma membrane.